CAGCAGUCCGAGGUUGAGCGUAGACCCAAAAUAGUGAAAUAGACGAGGAAACAAGGAACAGCUGCUGACGAACAUCAUGACAGAGGAACGAUAGCCAAUGCCUUCGUUUUGCUGUCGCGAUGAAAGGAGAAGGAAAACUGGAAACGCCGGCGCAGUCAAUGCCAACGAGUUGAGGUUGAGUUCGAACAAUGACACAAGCAAAGGUGGCCAAUCUGGCUCGUUUCACCUGCCUCGGAGUGAACUAUAGUCUGGCGAUACUGCUGAUAUUGCUGGGCGCUCAGCUACAACUAGUUCGAUGCAGUCGCAAAGAUAUGCUUGCUGGCCGCCUGGAAAAUGUUACACAGACAAUAUCAAAGAUACUCCAGGGCUACGAUAUACGUUUAAGGCCCAAUUUUGGCGGAGAGCCACUCCAUGUGGGCAUGGACCUGACUAUAGCCAGCUUUGAUGCCAUCUCAGAGGUUAACAUGGAUUACACAAUAACAAUGUAUUUAAAUCAGUAUUGGCGAGACGAGCGCCUGGCAUUUAAUAUAUUCGGUCAGUACUAUGAUCAUGAUGCCGAAGACGAUGGGGUGAACGAUGUGCUGACAUUAUCCGGUGAUUUUGCUGAAAAGAUAUGGGUGCCGGAUACGUUUUUUGCCAAUGACAAAAACAGCUUUCUGCACGAUGUCACUGAGAGAAACAAGCUGGUGCGCCUCGGCGGCGAUGGAGCUGUGACGUAUGGCAUGCGGUUCACCACCACUUUGGCUUGCAUGAUGGACCUGCAUUACUAUCCAUUGGAUUCCCAAAACUGCACCGUAGAGAUAGAGAGUUAUGGCUAUACGGUCAGCGAUGUGGUCAUGUAUUGGAAACCCACGCCAGUUCGCGGCGUGGAGGACGCUGAACUGCCGCAGUUCACCAUCAUUGGUUAUGAGACAAACGAUCGGAAGGAGCGCCUGGCCACUGGCGUCUAUCAGCGGCUAUCGCUCUCCUUUAAAUUACAGCGAAACAUUGGAUACUUUGUGUUCCAAACCUAUCUGCCCAGCAUUCUCAUUGUAAUGCUCUCAUGGGUCUCGUUCUGGAUUAACCACGAAGCGACCAGCGCCCGUGUAGCACUGGGCAUCACCACUGUCCUGACCAUGACCACGAUCAGUACGGGUGUACGCAGUUCACUGCCUCGCAUAUCGUAUGUAAAGGCUAUCGAUAUCUACCUGGUCAUGUGCUUCGUCUUCGUCUUUGCCGCCCUUCUCGAAUACGCUGCUGUCAAUUACACCUAUUGGGGCAAGCGGGCCAAAAAGAAAAUCAAAAAGCUAAAGGACUGUGAUCGACGUAAGAUGGGCAAAAGUGAAAGAUCCGAAACGUGUUCAACUACAGAAGAUAUAAUCGAGCUGCAGGAUGUUCGCAUGAGCCCUAUACCUUCGUUACGCAAAGGUAACUAUAAUGCGACCCUCGAUUCUAUCGGAACCGAAACCAUGAAUUUAGGCAAGUUUCCGCCUAGUUUUCGUAUAACUCGUAACUAUGGCACUGGACGCAGCCAGCUCAGGCAUCGCACACAAAGGGGAAUCUCCACCCGGCCCCGCAUGAUGCAUGCAUUAAAAAAGGGUGCCUCUGCCAUUAAAGCAACUAUACCGAAGAUCAAAGAUGUCAAUAUUAUUGACAAAUACUCACGAAUGAUAUUUCCAAUCAGUUUCCUUGCGUUCAACCUGGGCUAUUGGUUAUUUUAUAUUCUGGAAUGAUAGCUAUCUAUAUAUAAGUAGUAUAUUUACUCAAGUAUUGGACAGAUACUGUAGUCUUAAGUCAAUGCUUUCAAUUGUCGGCUUAAUAUUCCAUUUUGUUAAAACAUACCUAUGUUCAUAUAUUUACAAUGGCUUUUUCAUUCAUAUAUAUA
Messenger RNA from Drosophila kikkawai, 1864 nucleotides. RefSeq names its product Ligand-gated chloride channel homolog 3 (gene Lcch3). NCBI's taxonomy places the organism in Eukaryota, Metazoa, Arthropoda, Insecta, Diptera, Drosophilidae. The record is from RefSeq and is a predicted model, not a curated record. Gene Ontology annotation, cellular component: synapse; neuron projection; plasma membrane. Gene Ontology annotation, molecular function: chloride channel activity; extracellular ligand-gated monoatomic ion channel activity; neurotransmitter receptor activity. Gene Ontology annotation, biological process: nervous system process; chemical synaptic transmission; chloride transmembrane transport.